GCCGCCGGAUGGCCGCCGAUGACGCCGCCCGGAGCCGCAGGAGGAUGGAUCUGAACCUCUACCUCGGCCUGCCCCGCGGCGCGCGCACGCGCCGCCCCGAUCUCGGCUCCGACCUCGCCCUCGGCAACUCCAUGCUCUCCUCCUCCCCGUCCUCCUCCGCCGCCUCCGCCGACGCGCCGCCGCCGGACCCGGACCCGCUCCACCGCCACCCGCCCUACUCCCCCACCCGGGCAACCGACCUGAUGCGCCCGCCGCCGGACCUCUACGACCUCGCCGCGCACCUGCCGGCCCCCUCGGAGGCCAUACCGGAGCUCGCGGACGACCUCGACUUCGCUUUCUUGGACGCGCCGCCGCCGCCCGCGCCGCUGCGGCCCAGCGAGCUGCUCGGGUGGGCGGACCGCCCGUCCUCCUCCACCGCCUCCUCAACCUUCCGCCCGGAGCGAUCCGAGCGGUACCCCCGCCUGAUCUCCCCGAGCGGCCGCCAGCUGCGGUACCACCGCCCGAGGCGGUUCCGGUCGGACCUGCCCCCGCUCAGCUCCGACGCCCCCGCCCCGGACAACGAGGCUCCACCUCCACCUCCACCGCCGCAAGAGCCCGAGCGCGACGACACCGUCGCAACGGACACCAAGCUGACCGCCGCCGCUGCCGCCGACAACGAGCCAGCGGAGGGUGGCAAGAGCACCGCCAUGUUCGAGUGCAACAUCUGCUUCGACAUGGCGGACGAGCCGGUGGUCACCUCCUGCGGCCACCUCUUCUGCUGGCCCUGCCUCUACCAGUGGCUGCACGUCCAUUCCACCCACAAGGAGUGCCCCGUCUGCAAAGGCGAGGUCACCGACGGGAACAUCACUCCCAUCUACGGGAGAGGGAACUCCGCUUCAGACGCCGAGAAGAAAGUCGCCGAGGAUGGCAAUGCGUCUGCUCCUACCAUCCCGGCCAGGCCGCACGGGAACCGGCUCGAGAGCUUCCGGCAGCAGUUCCACCAUCUGCGCCCCAUCUCCAGGAGGCUCGGCGAGGCGCAUGGGAUACUGUCUUCCUGGAGGCGCAUUCUUGAUCAGCAGAUUAUGACCAGCGUUGGCAGGUUCGAGGGGCCUCCUGAGUCAUCGUCUGUCCAGGAGAUGAUAGACCAUGCUCAUCAGACCGGCCGCUUGGGCCGGAUUACUACUAGGAUGAGGGCAAGGAGGCUGCAGAGAGAGGCGGAAAACCCUACAUUUGUCGACUCUUCCGCUCCCAGCGGCGGAGUGCCCGUAAACAGCGUGCCGGAUCCACCGAGGCGCAGCUCAAGCCCACUCUCCUCUGAAGGCAUUGAUUUACUGCAGCGACUUACCCUUGAAGGCCUCGCAAAUACAGAGAGGUUGGCGACGGCGGUGAGUGAUCUUAGAAGGUUUUCUAGGCCAAGCCCAUUCAGUUACAUCGGUCACAGAGCAUCAACUUCGUCAAGUUCGCCAAAUCAUGAGCCCGCAGUUGAUGGAGCUCAUGCCGCUGCAGCAGCAUUGGCUGCGGAUCAAGUUUCUAACUCGAGCACCAUGGCUGUGAUUCAGGAGGAUGCUGCUUUCACUGAGAGCGUAGGAGAACCUAGCAAUGCAGGGUCUUCAAGAACCCUGAGGAGGAGGGGAAGAAGCGACACCUUAGCUUCUUUGGAUGUGGACGGUGGGGACAUACACCGCAACAAGAGAAGGCGCCUGAACUGAAGCUAAGAAGGCCGAACCGAGUCUUGCAGGUUUCAGGUUGUUCCAGUUUUCGCAGCGGGAGCCCAUUUCAUCUCUUUGGGCAAUAUAUGCUGGGUGUCAUAAAACUCUUCAUCUUCUGCUUGUUUAAUAGGUACUGCCUGGUUGGUUGUUCGUUUAGUUCCUCCGACAUGUUUAAUUUAUGCUGUUACUAGAGGCAUGUAUACCAAGGAAAUCCGGGAGAUGAUCAUUAGAUGAAUUUUCCUUUAUCGUAAAUCAGACUUGCAAAUAUGUACCAGAUGGUGGAAUAAACUUCUAGUGUCAUGAAUAA
Messenger RNA from Lolium rigidum, 1995 nucleotides. Its product is annotated as breast cancer type 1 susceptibility protein homolog. The coding region runs from base 9 to 1688 and encodes 559 amino acids. Gene Ontology annotation, biological process: ubiquitin-dependent protein catabolic process. NCBI's taxonomy places the organism in Eukaryota, Viridiplantae, Streptophyta, Magnoliopsida, Poales, Poaceae. The record is from RefSeq and is a predicted model, not a curated record. Gene Ontology annotation, molecular function: metal ion binding; ubiquitin-like protein conjugating enzyme binding; ubiquitin protein ligase activity. Gene Ontology annotation, cellular component: endoplasmic reticulum. The transcript has a single exon.